AUGGCAGUGGAGUAUUCAUGUUGUGAUUCACAGUUCUUCAUAAGAAUCGCGAUAUGCAUAAUACUGGUGUUGUUUGCUGGGUUGAUGUCUGGACUCACCCUUGGACUCAUGUCCCUUAGUCUUGUAGAGCUUGAAGUUCUUGCUAAAUCUGGAACUCCAAAUGACCGUAAAUUUGCUGCUGCCAUGGAGGCCCUUCCAAUAUUUCUUGACAGUUUGGUAACAGCUUGGGCUGCUGUUCUUCUUUCUGUGACUCUAAUACUCUUGUUUGGUGAGAUUAUCCCACAAGCUGUUUGCUCGCGGUAUGGCUUGGCAAUUGGUGCUGCUGUUGCCCCUCUUCUAUUAGACCUUAUGUUGGGGAAAGAACACAAAGCAUUGUUUCGGCGAUCUGAACUGAAAACUCUAGUUGACUUACAUGGAAAUGAGGCAGGAAAAGGAGGAGAACUUACCCAUGAUGAGACUACUGUUAUUGCCGGGGCACUUGAACUCACAGAAAAAACAGCAAGGAAUGCUAUGACCCCAAUAGCAGAAAUUUUUGCCAUUGAUAUUGAUUCUAAACUCGACAGGAAUUUGAUGAAAUUGAUAUUGGAUAAAGAACAUAGCAGGGUUCCAGUUUAUUAUGAAAAUCCAACAAACAUUCUAGGCCUAAUCCUGGUGAAGAAUUUGCUGACUAUCAACCCAGAAGAUGAGAUGCCAGUAAAGAAUGUCACUGUUCGCAAAAUCCCAAGGGUUACGGAGAAAAUGCCUUUGUAUGACAUACUCAAUGAAUUUGAAAAGGGCCGCAGUCAUAUGGCUGUUGUUGUAAGAAAAGGGGAAUCAGAUCUGCCAAUCAGCAAACAUCCACAGGAAGAGCCUUUGAGAGAGGUGAGAGUAGAGAUGGAUGGCGAACAACAGUCCCAAGAAAGGCAAUUGAGAAGCAACAGAUCACUGAAGAAAUUAAAGAGCUUUCCACAGACCACCCAAGAGCUUCAAAGAGAAACAUCAAAAGGCAAAAAGAGGUCAAAAAAUGUGGAAUCAGAAAUUUUAGACAUCACAGAGAAACAACUCUAUGAACCCCCAGAAAAUGGAGAAGCUAUUGGCAUAAUCACAAUGGAAGAUGUCAUUGAAGAACUGCUACAGGAGGAAAUAUACGAUGAAACUGAUUACAGACACGAGAAUUGA
Molecule: messenger RNA, 1158 nt
Organism: Spinacia oleracea (spinach)
Lineage: Eukaryota; Viridiplantae; Streptophyta; Magnoliopsida; Caryophyllales; Amaranthaceae
Product: DUF21 domain-containing protein At2g14520-like
Exons: 11
Coding region: 1-1158 (385 amino acids)
Biological process (GO): magnesium ion homeostasis; intracellular manganese ion homeostasis
Cellular component (GO): cytoplasm
Source: RefSeq, a predicted model, not a curated record